Messenger RNA from Knipowitschia caucasica, 561 nucleotides. NCBI's taxonomy places the organism in Eukaryota, Metazoa, Chordata, Actinopteri, Gobiiformes, Gobiidae. The record is from the annotation of a GenBank genome assembly.
AUGGGCAGUGAAGCAGGAGAGGGAGGAGAGCUGGAGCGAAGCAUGACGGGAGCUGCACUAGCAGAUGCUAACGCUAUCCCCAGAUGCCCAGGACCCACUUCCGUCAGUGGUGCUUUGGUUUCAGAGAUGAUCCGGUUCCUGCUGAUGGUGAACCGUCAGGGCCAGACCAGACUGUCCCGUUACUAUAGCGACGUGGAGCUGAGACUGAGACAGAGCCUGGAGGCCGAGGUGGUCUACCGCUGUCUGUCCCGGACCAAAGACCAGUGCUCGUUUGUGGAGUACCAGGACUAUAAACUGGUCUAUCGUCAGUACGCAGGCCUCUUCAUCGUCGUGGGGGUCACAGAUGAUGAGAACGAGUUGUCCAUUUUCGAGAUGAUUCAUAAUUUUGUAGAAGUUCUGGACAAAUACUUCAGUCGUGUGAGUGAACUGGACAUCAUGUUCAACUUGGAUCGAGUUCACAUCAUAUUGGACGAAAUGAUUCAGAAUGGGAACAUAGUGGAGACCAACAGGAGCCGCAUCCUGGCUCCACUGUCGGCUAUCGACAAGAUCUGUGACGGCUAG